Messenger RNA from Rattus rattus (black rat), 910 nucleotides. RefSeq names its product ankyrin repeat domain 37 (gene Ankrd37). Gene Ontology annotation, molecular function: protein binding. The record is from RefSeq and is a predicted model, not a curated record. The coding region runs from base 209 to 688 and encodes 159 amino acids. The transcript is spliced from 5 exons. NCBI's taxonomy places the organism in Eukaryota, Metazoa, Chordata, Mammalia, Rodentia, Muridae.
GAGGCCGCUGCAGGGCUGGGAAAAUCGAGCUGUGGAGAACUGGGCGGUGGGGACACUCCUAGGCUGGGGAGCGGCGGGGAGGGGCCACCGCCCUCCAAGUCCCCGAGAGCUUUAAAUUCUCCUGAAAGGGGGCAGUCCCAUGCACUCUUACCGACCGGUUUCGCCUCGCUGAACUCCCGGGGACACUUGUCAUCUGCUUUAGGGGGCGAUGCUGUUGCUUAGCUGCAACUUGGAGGAGGAUGGCCUUAAGAAUUUGCUGGAGACAGGAGCAUCAGUCAACGCACCCCCGGAUCCUCAAGAGCAGUCGCCUGUUCACCUAGCUGCAGGUGGCGGCCUUGCUUGCUUUCUUCUCUGGCAGCUGCAAACGGGUGCUGACCUCAACCAACAGGAUGUGUUGGGAGAAACUCCACUCCACAAGGCAGCCAAAGUUGGAAGCCUAGAGUGCCUUAGCCUCCUGGUGGCCAGUGAUGUCCGGAUUGACUUAUGUAAUAAAAAUGGGCAAACAGCUGAAGAUCUUGCUUGGUCAUGUGGCUUUCUAGAAUGUGCCAGGUUUCUAACAAUGAUUAAAUGUAUGCAGACAGCAAAAUCCUCACGUGAGCACCCCGAGGGUGACCCCUAUGCUCCUGUGCUGAGACAGAAGCGGAGUUUCAGAACUAUGGAGAGCAGAGUGUUGAAGAGAAAGUGUUGAUGAUGUCUUGUUGGGCAAGAGGACAGAAGAGGCUUGAAGUCGGGCUUCACUUCAGACAGAUCAAAAGCCAUUGCUUUGGCUUAACACAUGGCUACACUCCUGAGGAGGAAAGCUUUCUUCCAAGUGAAGAGAAAUUCAUUCAUGCAUGUGUUUACAUGACUAGUAUUUUGGAUGUACAUGUUUUGUUAUUUAACUUAUUAAAAGAAUAUUCAAGGAGUUAAA